AUGGAAGAUUUGGAAUUCAGUGUCGCUAAAACCCAGUUUAUGACUCUAAAUAAUCCUCGUUCUGAUGAUCAACCUAUCAGCAUAAAUGGUCAAGUAAUUACCAAAUGUGAAGAGUAUAAAUACCUGGGUAACAUCUUACACAGUUCAGGAGACCUAGAGCACAAUAUCCAUCAAAGUAUAGCAGCUGCAUGGCUCAAAUUGCGGGAGAUAAUGGGUGUAACAUGUGAUAAGAAAAUGGUUUAUAAUCUCCUUAAUGAUUGCCGCCCCAUUCCGCUCGAGGCGCGGAUAUGGAAAUCUUCAAAUCCAGAUUUACACAGGUACUUCUACAAACAAUGGGAGAGUUCGGAGAAACAAUCCCUGUGA
Arctia plantaginis is the source of this 363-nucleotide messenger RNA. NCBI's taxonomy places the organism in Eukaryota, Metazoa, Arthropoda, Insecta, Lepidoptera, Erebidae. The record is from the annotation of a GenBank genome assembly.